This is a messenger RNA of Hibiscus syriacus, 643 nucleotides long. RefSeq lists its product as uncharacterized. The record is from RefSeq and is a predicted model, not a curated record. Bases 2 to 643 code for a protein of 213 amino acids. NCBI's taxonomy places the organism in Eukaryota, Viridiplantae, Streptophyta, Magnoliopsida, Malvales, Malvaceae. The transcript has 4 exons.
CAUGCUUUGCUCGUUCUUGUCACAGAUGGGUGAUAAUUCUGUUGUUUUCCAAAUACUGGAGAAAGCAAUCCUUGGUUUGAUAUUGUUGCAACAACCUCUUGAAAUUGCGUGUGCAAUGUUGAGAGUGCUCAUUAUCCUGGACUCUAAACCCACUCGACUUUCCGAAAAAAGUAUAAUUGCUCUAAGCAAUUUCCUUCCAGGAUAUCUUAUGGAUGUUGUGCUUUGUAUUCCAGUAGAUGAUGUUCAAACGUGGCAAUAUUACCUUCUACCAUGCUUUUUCAUGUUUGAUAGGAGUUACAAACUUCUGAAGCUUGUUUUGGAUGUGAUUGGUUCAUUUUUAACUGACAACAAUUUCUCACUUCCAUCUGAUGCUUCUACAAGAUAUGCAGCUGACAGUCUCAGUCGAAUAAAUGCAACUAUUUCUUUGCUUCUAUUAAUGUACGAGGACAUUAAAGUACACAAAAUUGUUUCUUUAUUCAAAGAAGAGAUCAGCUCAAUUUUGCAAAGCCUAGCUUCUCUACAGAUUUGGUUCCUACUUGAUUCGGAAGUCAAGAUGACCAUCGAAGAAAGGCACAGAUUUCAAUGUUCAUUUGAACAAUUAAAGGCGGUUACUAGUACAUCACCAGCUGGCUGUAUCCAAUGA